AUGUCCUCAGCAGGCAAAUCUAAGGUUCAAUCACUGAAAGUUACUCAUGUUUGUCCAUUAUGUAGAAUUUCGCACAAAGCUUGUAGAACUAUUAAAUGUGGUGUUGGAGAGAAAUUUCUUGAUUUGGGAAUUGCAAAGCCUUGGCUCGUGAAUUGCAACAAAGAGUUGUGCUCUCUCUUCAAGGAGUUUAAAGGAGAUCCGUGCCAACGAAAGCAAUUCAAGGUAGUGAUAGAGGAGAGAAUGCAGGAGGUGUAUCAAGUUUGUGUCAUCUUGGAAAAACAAUAUUCGGAUGAUCAUGACACCUUUACAGAGAAGUACUUCAAAGUGAUUUCCGACUUUUAUGAAGAUUUAAUUGAGGAGGUCAAGCUGAUCGAAGCUCUUGAUAUGGACGAUAGCGAUGAUGAUAUGGCAAUGCCUAAACUUCCUCCAAUCGUUCUCAAGCCUCACUCCUCCAAAACACCAUCAAGCGGAAAAGUCUUGCAAAGUAUGACUCCACCCUCUGAAAAUUCCUCUCCAUUCGCCAAGGCUGAACAAGAUGUUGUCAUUUCGGAAUUGGUCAACCAAUCUUCUUCCUCCAUGAAAAAUCGCAAGAAGAGUCAGGCUCUAUCGGAAGAUGAAAGUGAAGAGUUUAUGAUGAGUGAAAUCACACCUAAACCAUCUCGUUAUGGAGCCAAUUCAGGAGAGCAAUCUUGUGUACAACAACAACCACUGCAACAACAACGUCAUCUCAUCUCGCCAUCGUCAUUGCUACAUCCAUUGGAAAGAAAGUUGCACCAGCAAUGA
This is a messenger RNA of Naegleria fowleri, 783 nucleotides long. RefSeq lists its product as uncharacterized. Bases 1 to 783 code for a protein of 260 amino acids. The record is from RefSeq and is a predicted model, not a curated record. Lineage: Eukaryota; Heterolobosea; Eutetramitea; Acrasida; Naegleriidae. The transcript has a single exon.